AUGGUGGUGUUCACUUGUGGACAUUGUGGUGAAUCUGUUCAAAAGCCGAAAGUAGAAAAACAUUAUCUCACAAAAUGUAGAAACCGAAAUCCUAACUUGUCUUGUAUGGAUUGUUUUAAAGACUUUCUAGGUAAUGAUUAUGAAGCACAUAUCAAAUGUAUCACAGAAGAAGAGCGUUAUUCUGGAAAAGGUUUUACUGCAAAAGAAAAGAAAGGUGAGAAAAAGCAAAAUGCUUGGGUUGAGAUGUUGCAAUCUGUAUUAGACGAAUACAAGAAUACUUCUCCAAAUGUUCGCAAAAUUAUAGAAACUAUUAGCAAACACAAUAAUACACCUAGGAAGAAACCUAAAUUCAUUAAUUUUGUAAAGAAUGUAUGUGGGCAAAAGACAAAUCCGAAGGAUAUUGAUGAGGCUUGGAAUUUGAUUUCCGUCAAACUUACAGAACUGUCUAAUUUGAAUGCUCAAAAUAAAAAUCAAAACCCAAAGAAUGGAGUGUCAGAAGUAAACGGAAAUUCUGAUGCUAAUGUACAGAAUGGCAAUAAAAAAGAAAAUGAGACGGAAGAUGAAAAUGAAAUAGAAAAGAGCAUUUCACAAGAAACAAAUGGGCAUAAUGAUGUCUCAGAGAAAAAAUUGUCCAAGAAACAACGUAAAGAAGAAAAGAAACGUAAGAAGUAUGAGGCCGAAUUACAGAGUGCAGAACAACAACCGGCUGAUGAAGAAGUUGACGAUAUUCAGGGGAAAAAGAAAGGCAAAAAGAAUAAAAAUAAAACUAAUGGCACAACAACAGAAGAUGAGGUUCAAUCGGAAGGAAAAAAUAAAAAUAAAAAGAGGAAGCGUCAGGAUACAGCAACAACCAUUCCAGAAAUUGUUGAAAAUGAUGUUGAAAAUGACAAUGUUAAUAAAAUAAAGGUUCAGCAAAAGAAACCAAAAGUACAAGUAGAAGAAGAAGUUGAAGUUUCUCUUCAUGAUCAAAAUGUAGCUAAAAAUGAAGAAUGUGUUAAUCAAAAAGAAAAGUUUGAUUGGCAUGCAGUUAUAUUGUCUGUUUUACAAAAAAAGGAUAAUGAGGUACCUUUUAAAAGGUUACAGAAAAAAGUUCUUGCUGAAUAUUCCGACAUAACAGGAAAUGAAGUUGAUGAUAGGAUUGCUGAAAAAUUUAUUAAGAAGUUAAAAAGCGCACCUAAUGUUAGAGUUGAUAAGAAUAGAGUUUUGCUUGUGGAAAACGAUGAUUAA
Molecule: messenger RNA, 1227 nt
Organism: Parnassius mnemosyne (clouded apollo)
Lineage: Eukaryota; Metazoa; Arthropoda; Insecta; Lepidoptera; Papilionidae
Source: the annotation of a GenBank genome assembly